UACACAACCCUCAGUCAACGAUGGCUGCGCCAGCACGACCGCGCAUGCCUGAAGGAAUGCUGAAAACAUUAGCUUUUCGGGACGACGACAGACCCAGCACAGCAGUCAUUCUUGUUUACCCGUUGUUAACAAAGUAAUUCUAGUUGAGCGUGAGUGAACGAAUGCUUUUGCGGUCGUUGUGCGGGUCUGUGUGUGAGCGAGGCGAUGUCCAUUUGCGCGUGUGUUUGUGUGGCUAGCUGAAUGCAGUUUCCUCUAUUUUUCGGUAGACUUGUAGUCUGUGCAUCGGAUAGCAAAUCGCAAGUUCCCACCGCGCUACUACUGGACUUUUAAGCUUUCUUGACACGGAGUCCAACUAUGUCGGCGAAUAAAACAAAGAAAGUAAAAAUGGCUACUAAAUCAUGCCCGGAUUGUGACCAACAGAUUCCAGUUGCGUGCAAGUCUUGCACGUGUGGCUUUAUAUUUAUUAGCCGGAAGCUGCUCAGUGCAAAGCCAAAUGAUCGUCCAUCUUCAGCAAUAGCAGAAAAGUUGGACCCAAAGCGGAGAAGAACGGAGCGCAUCCGUCGAGAUCACAUCGACUCCCCCAUGGUGAACGAUUUGGAGAACAGGAGACACUCCCGCUCCAACAGCCAGUCAGACCCCAUCCGCAGGGGGCGUGGAAGACCCAAGACGGUCGGCCUCAAAAAACCCGAAGAAGAGAAAGAAAAACAGGAGAAGGAAGUGGACAUCUAUGCAAAUCUCUCAGACGAGAAGGCUUUUGUGUUCUCGGUGGCGUUGGCUGAAAUCAACCGCAAGAUCCUGGGUCAGAGGCUGAUAUUAUAGACGCCACUGCAAUAUACAGAGCACUUUGAAUAAGUAACCUGUAAAACAUUGAGAGGAGAGACGGGACAACCAAAGACUAUGGGAAAUGGCAGCUCCAGAAAUCUGACUCGCAUCGGCGUGCAUCAGGUGGAUUGAUGACAUGGAUGAAGCCUGCAGUGGAAGUACUCUGUCCUUCUACAUGUACUGUUAUGUGUCCGGCCUUCAUGGGUUAGAAAUCCUGAAAUUGUCACCUGAAAGACGGCAUAAUCAUUAUAUAUAAGUGCUUCUCUGUGAAUAUCUUUGCUGAAGCAACAGUUAAAACAUAGUUUUGCCUUAAUUGAUUAAUUAAGUCCAUGUUAAUUGAGAAACCUUUAUGGACACUUCAUUAUAAAAGUGAGCCGUCUAAAGAUUUUUAGGGAAAUAAAGAUGUGGGAUGUUGUUGGGAAUUAUUUUUAAUGUUCUGUUCAUAUGUUGUCAUUUAAAUAUAAUCUAUCAUCGAAAAA
Molecule: messenger RNA, 1301 nt
Organism: Gadus morhua (Atlantic cod)
Lineage: Eukaryota; Metazoa; Chordata; Actinopteri; Gadiformes; Gadidae
Gene: hdip1
Product: chromosome 14 C16orf87 homolog
Exons: 4
Coding region: 355-819 (154 amino acids)
Source: RefSeq, a predicted model, not a curated record